AUGUUUCUCCGAAAGGGCAAACCAAAAUCCGGGGAGAAAGAGAGCUUUUUGCGAAAAACCUCGGAAGUCCGCAAUGAACGAGGGUUCAGAGGUUUAGUUGGAAAAAUUAGAAAGAAGAGGCAAUCUGACCUAGACGACUUUCUGGUCAUCGGAAUUGAUUUUGGAACCACAUACUCAGGCGUGGCAUGGGCAACGGUGGAAGAUUUUGAGAGAGAUGAGAUUAAUAUUAUCAGCAAUUGGCCUGAACACGCGAGAGAGGAACCAAAAGCGCCUACAGAGCUGCUCUAUGAGAAUGGAAAAGUGAUGUGGGGAUAUGGUAUCCCACAUGACGGGGACCCUGUGCGUUGGUUCAAGCUGCUGCUCUUACGUGAUGAAGACAUGACCGAAGAGCAGCAUCAAUCUGAACCUCUCUUGCGUGCACGAAAGCUGAUGCGAGAGACGGGUAAAACGGCGACGGACUUGGUCGCGGAUUACCUCCGAUUAUUGUGGCAGCAUACCAUGGAAACAAUUCACAUGUUUCGUAGUAAGUCGGUCAUUUCUGCGCUCACUUUCCACGUUGUCAUUACUGUGCCUGCUAUAUGGAAGGACUAUGCGCGCAAGGCUAUGGAAGAGGCUGCACGGAACGCUGGCAUUUUACAAGCCCGUCCUAUUGGCCCCACGACCCUCACCUUUGUUCCGGAGCCAGAGGCAGCUGCUCUUGUAACACUCUGCGAACGUGGCCGUGAACAUGACAUUGAGACCGAUGAUGUUUAUGUGAUCUGCGACGCUGGCGGAGGCACUGUGGAUCUCAUCACCUAUCGAGUUGGAGAAUUGGAUCCAAUCGAGAUGCAUGAAGCAGUGAUAGGGACUGGUGGUCUCUGUGGUGGUAUCUUUGUCGACGAGGCAUUCGAGACCCUCUGCAGAGAUCGUCUGGGAAGACAAUGGAACAAACUUAGCCCGACAGGCGUGAAAUCUAUACUGAAAGACCAGUGGGAAUACGGUUACAAACCGACGUACAAGCCGAACACCGAUGUCCGAGAACUCGUUAUUUCUGUUCCUGCCGAGGCUUUUCAGGGUGCUGAGCUUAAUGACCAAUCCAGAAAGCCUUUUAUCAAAAAUGGGCGAAUUCACUUCUCAAGCUCCGAUAUUCAAAAGGCAUUUACCUCGGUUUUCUCCGAUAUCGAGGUGCUCAUUGACCAGCAACUCAGCAAGACACGAGAGAAAGGUCUUCCGGUUAAACAAAUAAUACUUGUCGGCGGACUUGGCUGCAGUCCUUACCUCUCUAACCAGUUAUCGGCGAAGUACGCGCAACACGGCAUAGAGAUUAUACAAUCCAUGGGCAUGGCACCUCGUACGGCUAUCUGCCGUGGUGCCAUUGUUAAAGGCUUUUUAACCGGACACGGUGGUGCUGGCUCUCAUCUUACUGUCGUGUCAACCAUCGCACGACAAAGCUUAGGUAUUAAGUACUCCGCAGAGUAUAACAUUGAUAUACACCGGACAGAGGACAAAUACUACGAUGAAGUGGAAGGUAACUGGAAGGCUGGGAACCAGAUGGAGUGGUACAUGCAAAAGGGUGGGGAUGUCUCGAAAGCAAAACCUGUUCGACAUGACUGGUACGAGUGCCACACAAAUGAGGACCAGUUUGUGAAACCCUUCCAACUGGAAAUUUUCCAGUGUGAUGAUGAAAAUCCACCAUCCAGGCGCAGUUCGAAGGUCCACAAACUAUGCACAGUAAACAUUAACCGCCAGCACAUCCCUUUUAAUUCUCUUCCCGAUCUCGUGAGAAAUGAUGGCGUGCGGGUGAAAAGAUGGUCGUUUGAAAUCGAGAUGGUGCCUUCUGGGGCUUCGAACGAGUUCAUAGUCUAUUAUCAAGGACUGUUUUCUAUGAUUGAAGGCUGUGUCUGA
Penicillium hordei is the source of this 1884-nucleotide messenger RNA. Its product is annotated as Hsp70 family protein. The record is from RefSeq and is a predicted model, not a curated record. NCBI's taxonomy places the organism in Eukaryota, Fungi, Ascomycota, Eurotiomycetes, Eurotiales, Aspergillaceae. Bases 1 to 1884 code for a protein of 627 amino acids. The transcript has 9 exons.